Molecule: messenger RNA, 723 nt
Organism: Caenorhabditis bovis
Lineage: Eukaryota; Metazoa; Nematoda; Chromadorea; Rhabditida; Rhabditidae
Source: the annotation of a GenBank genome assembly
AUGGCUUUGAUUUUGGUUAUUGGGAUUCCUGGAGCUGGCAAAAGCUCGCUUUGUCGAAAAAUGAAGGCCAAGUAUGGGGAUUUGGUGAGAGUCUCCUCAUUUGAUGAAUAUCGAGCGAUGGAUUUGGAUGGUGCCCGAAAUUCAAGAACGGCUCGCGAGGAGCGCGUCCGAUUCGAGAGGUUCAUCUUCGGCCAACUCGAGAAUCUCAAUGGAAUCCAUCUCGUCGAAGACAUGUUCCAUCUUCAAAGUAUGCGUCGGCCGUUUCAGAAGAUGUGUAAAUCGUUGGCGCUUCGUUUCGGAAUCGUAUUCAUCGAAAUCGGCUUGGACGAAGGUUUGAGGCGGAAUUCGAGGCGAGACCCGAACGAACGACAACCGGUGGAGACGAUUCGAAAGAUUUUCGAGAAUUUUGAGCGACCUGAACAAUCGAAUUCAUUGAGAAUCGAAAGCUAUGAGGAUGUGGAAUCGAUUGAACAGCUUCUGACAAUCGUCGAGAAGCAGAAGGCUGUGGAAAAGAAGGAGACGUCGAGAAAUGGCACUCCUUCAAUCGCCCAGCAGAAUGAUGUUUUAACACGAAAAAUUGUGCAGCAAAUAAUCCAAGAAUCGAAUUUCGCUAUCAAUGGCAAAUUGUUGAAUGAGGCGAGAAGAAUUCUUGAUUGGAAUCUACGUGUGAUGGAUCAGCCUGAAGGAAAUGCUUGUCAGAAGCAGACGCGACUAAUUAAUUAG